Molecule: messenger RNA, 2620 nt
Organism: Anopheles cruzii
Lineage: Eukaryota; Metazoa; Arthropoda; Insecta; Diptera; Culicidae
Product: probable cytochrome P450 6a23
Exons: 4
Coding region: 103-2601 (832 amino acids)
Molecular function (GO): heme binding; monooxygenase activity; iron ion binding
Source: RefSeq, a predicted model, not a curated record
AAUCCAACAAUCGAUCGAGAUAAGCAAAAUGUGGAAUUUGUGAUAAUAUUCAAUGUGCCAUCGCCCAGCUCGUUUCAGUGCGCUCCGGUGCGAUUCUUCAAGAUGUGGCUGUUCCUGCUUGCGUUGACCGUCAGCCUGGGUUUCCUAUGGAUCUACGAGCACUUCCUUCAGCGGUAUCGUUUUUGGGCCAAGCUGGAGGUGCCCUAUCCGGUACCAUCGUUUCCAGUGGGGAACGUCGGGGACACCCUGAAGCCCACCAUCCACUUCGCGUACAUCAUCGAUCGGUUGUACCGUGAACUGAAACAUCACGGCGAUUACGUUGGUAUCUACUUUUUCCGUGAUCCUGUGCUGCUAGUGUUGUCGCCGGAGUUUGCUCGCACCGUGUUGGUGAAGGAUUUUAACUGCUUCGUGGACCGAGGAGUGUACAGCAACGAGCGCGAUGACCCACUGUCCGCCAACCUGUUCUUCAUGGAGGGUACCCGAUGGCGUCAGUUGCGGGCGAAACUUACGCCGACGUUUACCUCCGGAAAGCUAAAAGCGAUGUUUCACACUAUUGUCGACGUUGGAACGCGGCUUGAUCAGUAUCUGGCCGAUCGGUGCACCGGUACGGCCCGAUUGGAUAUGAAAGAACUGUUGGCUCGCUUCAUGACGGACGUAAUCGGAUCGUGCGCUUUCGGCAUCGAGUGCAACAGCCUGGAAGACCCAAACUCCCAGUUCCGGGUGAUGGGCAAACGGAUGAUAAAUCUACCGAAGCUGAAGGCACUGAAAGUGUUCUUUGCCAUGAUGUUCCGCCGGCCAGCCAGAGCACUUGGGGUGCGGUUCAACGAUAAAGAUGUGUCGGAUUUUUUCUUCACCGUCGUACGGGACACAAUCCUCUAUCGGGAGGUAAACGGCAUUCGGAGAAACGACUUCAUGCAGCUGCUGAUCGAUAUGAUGAAAAAGGAGUCAAACGGGAUCACCGAGGCUGAUGAGGGACUCACGUUUGAGGAGAUUGCGGCUCAGGCGUUUGUGUUUUUCUUUGCCGGAUUCGAAACGUCCGCCACGACGAUGACCUGCGCCCUGCACUUGUUGGCCAACCAUCCCGAGGCACAAGCGAAGGGCCGUCAGUGCGUUCGCGAAGUGCUCUCCAAGCACAACGGCCAACUGUCGUAUGACGCCAUCAUGGAGAUGGAGUACGUCGAAUGGAUUAUCAACGAAACGCUCCGUCUCUAUCCGCCGGUUGCGACGUUGCAUCGCAUCACAACCCAACCGUACCGUUUACCGAAUGGGAAGCUGCUACCGACGGGCGUUGGAGUGAUCGUCCCGAAUCUGGCCUUCCAGCAUGAUUCCGAUCAUUUCCCGGAACCGUUCGCUUUCCGCCCUGAACGAUUCGAAUCGAAACCUAGCUUCAGCUAUCUUCCGUUCGGAGAAGGACCCCGGAUUUGUAUCGGAAUGCGUUUCGGACUGUUGCAAACGCGGCUCGGAUUGGCGAUGCUUUUGCAGCACUAUCGCUUUGGUGUUCCGGCCAGCGAAGCGAAUCAGCCAUUGAAAAUUGAUCCGAUCAACUUGAUUCACGGACCGGCCGGAGAAGUGUGGUUAGAAGUUGAGCGCAUUUCGCAAUCUCUUCAGCUUCUGAACCUGUUGGAUCUAGUGGCCCGCUUCACGACGGACGUGAUUGGGACGUGUGCGUUCGGAAUUGACUGCAACUGCCUGAAGGACCCCGAGGCCGAGUUCCGGGUGAUGGGACGCAAGAUAAACGAGAAAGCCCCAUCCGGGCUGACAGGAUUCAUGAUCUUGGUCAUGCCGAAGUUAUCCCGCAAGCUCGGCGUUCGCUUUCUGCAAAGGGACGUGUCUGAGUACUUCCUGAGAGUGGUCCGCGAGACGAUCGACACGCGGUUGAAGCAUAACAUCAAACGCAACGAUUUCAUGCAGCUACUGAUUGGAAUGCUGGAUGAGGCACGCCCGGACGCCAGCGGUGAUGAUACGCUCACAUUCAACGAGGUAGCCGCACAAGCGUUUCUGUUUUUUGCCGCCGGAUUCGAAACAUCCGCCACGAUGAUAACGUGGGCUUUGUACGAGUUGGCGCUCGAUCAGGACAUUCAGGAUCGGGCCCGCCGGUGCGUUAAGGAAGCUUUGGAGCGCCAUGGCGGUCAGAUGACGUACGAUGCGGUGAUGGAGAUGCAUUACUUAGACCAAAUCUUGAACGAAUCCUUGCGGAAGUACCCUCCGAUUCCGGGCAAUUUCCGAAUUGCCUCCAAGGACUACCGAGUGCCCGGGACGGACAUGGUUUUGGAAGCCGGCACACCUCUACUGGUGCCAUCGUACCAUAUUCAGCACGAUCCGGAUUACUUUCCCGACCCGAACCGCUUCGAUCCGGACCGGUUUAGCGCGGAAGCUGUAGCCGAACGGCAUCCCUUUGCGUGGACCCCCUUCGGCGAGGGACCAAGGAUGUGCAUUGGUUUGCGGUUUGGUAUGAUGCAAGGCCGAGUUGGGCUAGCGCUCCUGUUGAAUGAGUUCCGGUUUCAGCCCAGUGCCAAGACUACCAUACCGAUGGAGUUUCUGAUAAGCAGUUUCAUCCUGUACCCGAAAGACGGUAUGUGGUUGAAGGUGACCAAAUUGUAGGCUCUAGAGUCCGAAACAG